CUCCAGUUCUGCACGGGCUCGAGCCGCGUGCCCUGCCACGGCUUCCGCGCGCUCCAGCGCAACGACGGCAAGUACCAGCGCUUCUGCAUCCAGUCGCUCCCGCGCAACGAGCUCCGCUUCCCGCGCGCGCACACGUGCUUCAACCGCAUCGACCUCCCCCUCUACUCCUCUUACGCCGAGCUCGAGGCCGGCCUCAAGGUCCUCAUC
Messenger RNA from Aureococcus anophagefferens, 207 nucleotides. RefSeq lists its product as hypothetical. Gene Ontology annotation, molecular function: ubiquitin-protein transferase activity. The transcript has a single exon. The record is from RefSeq and is a predicted model, not a curated record. Lineage: Eukaryota; Pelagophyceae; Pelagomonadales; Pelagomonadaceae. The annotation marks the transcript as partial.